Messenger RNA from Acanthosepion pharaonis, 1149 nucleotides. NCBI's taxonomy places the organism in Eukaryota, Metazoa, Mollusca, Cephalopoda, Sepiida, Sepiidae. The record is from the annotation of a GenBank genome assembly.
AUGACCAUAACCAAAUUGGAUUCCUAUUCCCAUUCUGUUCAUAUCAUUCUAUCCCAUUCUAUUCCAAUCUAUCUAUCUCUACCUAUUCUAUUCUGUUCCGAUCUAUCUAUCUAUCUAUCUAUCUAUCUAUCUAUCUAUCUAUCUAUCUAUCUAUCCUAUUCUGUUCAUAUUUAUCUAUCUAUCUAUCUAUCUAUCUAUCUAUCUAUCCUAUUUUGUUCAUAUCUAUCUAUCUAUCCUAUUCUGUUCAUAUCUAUCUAUCUAUCUAUCUAUCUAUCUAUCUAUCUAUCUAUCUAUCUAUCCUAUUCUGUUCAUAUCUAUCCUAUUCUGUUCAUAUCUAUCUAUCUAUAUAUCUAUCUAUCUAUCCUAUUCUGUUCAUAUCUAUCUAUCCUAUUCUGUUCAUAUCUAUCUAUCUAUCUAUCUAUCUAUCCUAUUCUGUUCAUAUCUAUCUAUCUAUCUAUCUAUCUAUCUAUCUAUCUAUCCAUCUAUCUAUCCUAUUCUGUUCAUAUCUAUCUAUCUAUCUAUCUAUCUAUCUAUCCUAUUUUGUUCAUAUCUAUCUAUCUAUCCUAUUCUGUUCAUAUCUAUCUAUCUAUCUAUCCUAUUUUGUUCAUAUCUAUCUAUCCUAUUCUGUUCAUAUCUAUCUAUCCUAUUCUGUUCAUAUCUAUCUAUCUAUCUAUCUAUCCUAUUCUGUUCAUAUCUAUCUAUCUAUCUAUCUAUCUAUCUAUCUAUCUAUCCUAUUUUGUUCAUAUCUAUCUAUCUAUCCUAUUCUGUUCAUAUCUAUCUAUCUAUCUAUCUAUCUAUCCUAUUCUGUUCAUAUCUAUCUAUCUAUCUAUCCUAUUUUGUUCAUAUCUAUCUAUCCUAUUCUGUUCAUAUCUAUCUAUAUAUCUAUCUAUCUAUCCUAUUUUGUUCAUAUCUAUCUAUCCUAUUCUGUUCAUAUCUAUCUAUCUAUCUAUCUAUCUAUCUAUCUAUCUAUCUAUCUAUCCUAUUCUGUUCAUAUCUAUCUAUCUAUCCUAUUUUGUUCAUAUCUAUCUAUCCUUUUCUGUUGAUAUCUAUCUAUCUAUCUAUCUAUCUAUCUAUCUAUCAUACUCGUUUGCGGGAUUACCCAAAUGUAGACACGUUCGUAUUACUUCAAGCAAAUCUUAUUUUUUUUAG